Messenger RNA from Thunnus maccoyii (southern bluefin tuna), 7528 nucleotides. RefSeq names its product partitioning defective 3 homolog. Bases 444 to 4568 code for a protein of 1374 amino acids. Gene Ontology annotation, molecular function: phosphatidylinositol binding; protein binding. Gene Ontology annotation, biological process: establishment of centrosome localization; establishment or maintenance of epithelial cell apical/basal polarity; establishment of cell polarity. The record is from RefSeq and is a predicted model, not a curated record. The transcript is spliced from 25 exons. Gene Ontology annotation, cellular component: apical junction complex; cell cortex; apical plasma membrane. Lineage: Eukaryota; Metazoa; Chordata; Actinopteri; Scombriformes; Scombridae.
CCGCCCGACUCUACUGCGCAAACUCUGGCUCCAAAUGACGUCACACAAGCAAGAUGGCAGCUCCCGGAAAGGAGAUAUUUUGGCUUCACUUUUGCAUAGCGGUAGGAAGUGGCGACGCGUCGUCCAUAUUUACAUACAGUCUAUGCAGGAAAACGAUAGAUAGUCAGUAGCAUUUUAGGAGAGAGAUUACAGCGUGCAAGUUGCAAACUGAAAAAAUUCUCUUUUUUCAGAUUUAGCGGUUACGUCCCCCCCUUUUUAUCGAGCAGUGGAUAGCUAACGUACUUGUAACGCAACAGCUAAGUUAGCUUGUUGUAGCAGCCGUGGAGGACUGAUGAAGACUGUUGUUAAGCUAACGGGAGAAUGGAUUUGCGGAUGAACCAGACUGGUUAACUAACAGAGACAAAGUUCUGUCAACAAACAAACAAGAUGACCAACAGUCACAAAUGCAGUGGGAUGUUAUGACAUGGAUACUUCAACUCCAUGAAACAAGAAAGAAGACAUCCGAUAACGACCCCAGCUACUGGGUUCAGGUGCACAGGUUGGAACAUGGAGACGGAGGCAUACUGGACCUGGAUGAUGUGUUGUGUGACGUGGCGGAUGACAAAGAUAGGCUGGUAGCAGUAUAUGAAGAGCAGGAUCCUCAUAAUGGAGGUGACGGUACGAGUGCCAGCUCCACAGGCACGCAGAGUCCUGAACCCUUUGCCAGCGAGCUGAGUUCAGCAUCAGCCUUCCAGCCCUACCAGUCCAACAGUGAGAUCGAGGUCACACCAUCCUCCUUGCGAUCUACAGACAUGCCCCUCCAUGUCCGUCGCAGCAGUGAUCCCUCCCUGGCUGGCCUCGCCCCAGGCGAAGUCCCAGUUGGUCCAGAAGAACCGUCCAGAAAGAACCCAACUCGCUGGUCCACAACUGCUGGCUUCCAAAAGUAUAACAACAAACCAAACACAAGCGCCGGCACUGGCACCAGCAGCCUGGAACGAAAGGCUAGAGGAGGCCAUGCCUACCGGAGUCUUCCUCGAGAUGCGAGUGGCUGGACCACUCAGUUCCAGAGAGAGAUGACACGAUCCUCGCUGAGCGCCAACCAUCCAAUGGUGGACCGUUGGCUCGACCGACAGGAGCAGGAGGAGGAGGAAGAAGAGCGAAGGAAACAAGAACGGAGAAUUGAGCGGAUAGAGCCAGUAGGGAGGGCUGACUCCUCAUUGGAAUAUUCACCUGUGUUAAGUCUAGAAGGCAUGCUCAAGCCGGUCGAGGUGUCCAAUGAAGGAGGGCCCCUGGGGAUCCACGUAGUGCCUUUCAGUUCGCAGGAUGUCAGGACUCAGGGCUUGCUAGUCAAGCGUCUGGAGCGUGGAGGCAAAGCUGAACAAGAGCGUCUCUUCCAGGAGAACGACUGUAUUGUCAAGAUAAAUCAGGGAGACAUACGCAACCUGCGCUUCGAACAAGCCCAGAACAUUUUCAGGCAGGCGAUGCGUUCCCCAGUCAUCCUCUUCCAUGUGGUCCCUGCCGCCAUGAAGCGGCAGUACGAGCUGCUGUCAAUCCAGAGCGAGCUCAGCCCGCCCCAGCCCCACAGGGUCCGCUUUAGCCAAGACUCUCAGCAGCCAGGAGACCGGUCUAGUCUGGUGGGCGGGCUGGCAUCCAGGUCUGGACCCCUACCAGGCCUCAACCACAACCAUCAAGGCCCCCUGGCAGGAAGCACCCCAGAGCCAAGCCGACGGUAUGCCACGUUACCUCACACAAUGGUCUCCAGGACCUCGUCAGCCCCCUCCCCCUCCCUGCAGCGCAGGGUGAGCGCAAACCCCUCCACCAGCUCCUACCUAAAGAAAAAAGGCCGCAAAUUCAACAUCCAGCUGAAGAAAGGUCCAGAGGGUCUUGGGUUCAGCAUCACUUCCAGAGAUGUCCCUGUUGGCGGCAGUGCUCCUAUUUACGUCAAAAACAUCCUCCCUCGAGGGGCUGCCAUCCAAGAUGGCCGAUUGAAAGCUGGAGACCGGCUUCUGGAGGUCAGUGGAGUGGACCUGAACGGUAAGACCCAGGAAGAGGUGGUAGCUCUGCUCCGAGCCACUCCCAUGGGUGGAACUGUGAACCUGUCGGUGAUUCGCCAAGAGGACUCCCUGCUGCCCCGAGAAGUGCAGCCAGACGAAGAUGACAUGGUGUUAACCCCUGAUGGUACACGAGAGUUCAUGACCUUUGAGAUCCCACUGAAUGAGUCAGGCUCAGCAGGCCUGGGGGUCAGCGUCAAGGGUAAUAGGGACAAGGAGAACCAUGCUGACUUGGGCAUCUUUGUCAAAUCCAUCAUCAAUGGAGGUGCUGCUAGCAAGGAUGGGCGUCUGCAUGUCAACGACCAACUCAUCGCAGUCAACGGGGAGUCGUUGCUAGGGAAGACCAACCAGGACUCCAUGGAAACACUGCGCAAAUCCAUGUCAGUAGAGGGCAACAAGCGAGGGAUGAUCCAGCUCAUCGUGGCUCGACGGUUGACCAAAAACAAUGAGGAAGCUCCUGGCAGCCCUCCAGUGUUGGAGCAUCCUGUCAACUCUCUACUAGACAACCAUGAGCGCCGGAUCUCCCAUUCUCUGUAUGAAACCAUCGAGGGCUUUGACAACAUCUCCACACCACGGACUAAUGUGAUCGGACGUAUUGGUAACUACCAGCUCUCUCCCACUGUCAACAUGCCGCAGGAUGACAUAGUGAUGAUCGAAGACGAUAGACCGCCUCUGCUUCCUGCCCACCUUUCUGACCAGUCAUCCUCCAGUUCCCACGAUGACAUGGGCUUUGUUGGCGAGAACCCCGUGCCCUGGAUCCAUGAGCUGCCCGGACAGAAUGAAUGCUCACUCAGUCCAGACAUAGACCCUGAUGGUUCCUUCCAGAGGGAGGGAUUCGGUCGCCAGAGUAUGUCAGAAAAACGCACUAAGCAGUAUGAGAGUCCCGCUCACCUGGAGAUCAUCAAGACACGCAAGUCUAAGAGCAUGGAUCUAGUAGCAGAUGAGAUUAACUGCAGCACAAGAACCGACGGAGAACAAGAGGUCGGACCCUCGCUGGGCCUGAAAAAGUCCAGUUCCCUCGAAAGCCUCCAGACGGCUGUUGCCGAGGUGACACUCAACGGUGAGGUCAACGUCCACAGGCGCUCUCGGAUCGUCAGGGGCCGCGGCUGCAAUGAGAGUUUCCGAGCUGCAAUUGACAAGUCAUACGAGAAGCCCGGUGUCACUGCGGCAGAGGAGGAGAACAGCAUGGAGACAUUGGACGAGGACACAGAGGGAAGUUCCCGAUCAGGUCGGGAGUCGAUGUCCACCAGCGGUGACCUCAUCGUGGGCCCCGGGCUGAACGGCAACCUCUCCAAAGACGACAGAGGGAAAGAUCGGGAUAAGACCGGGGGGAAGGAAAAGAAGAAACCUGAAAGGGAUAAAGAGAAGGAGAAAGACAAGGACAAGAACAAAGCCAAGAAAGGCGUGCUGAAGGGCCUGGGCGAGAUUCUCAGGUUUGGAAAGCAUCGGAGGGAUGAGCGGCCAGGAGACAGGAUGGAGAGGAAGGGCUCCAGUAAAUCUAAAGCAGAGGACGUGCAGGCGUCAGAAGAGGAGACCCAGCGGAUGAGGCUGGAACAAGAGAGAAUACAGGCCAAGAUGCGGGAGCUCCGGGAGAGGCAGGCAAAGGAGAGGGAAUAUGCUGAGAUCCAAGAUGUUGUCAGCCGCACCUUCAGCUCAGAUGAAGAGCACACCUACGCUGGCAUUGGAUCAUUAGACUCAUCGGUGGACAGCAGUAGCAUGGAGCCUUACGGCACUCACCACCACUACCACCUCCCUCAGAGUCCCCAGAGCCCUCACGUUCCCUUGAAUCUUCAGGACAACGGUCCACCCCUAGAGGCUCUGUAUGCCCAGGUCAACAAGCCACGCAACGGACGCCCUGCAGCUCCGGACAGCAGUCAGAUGGCUCCCAGUAACCACGACCGGAUACAGAGGCUGAGGCAUGAGUUCCAGCAGGCCAAGCAGGAGGAGGACAUCGAGGACCAUCGGCACACCUACAGCUUCGACCAGUCCUGGGCUAACAACGGGACGGAGACGGCGAGCGGACGCCAUUCAGUAACCGUGGAUACUCAGGUCCAGAAACAGCAGCAAGACGACAGAGAUGGUUUCCAACAAGCACAGAGACAGUACAGCUCCCUACCACGGCAACCUCGAAAGAACCCCAGCACGGCAUCCCAGGACUCAUGGGACAAGGUGUACCUGCCAGCAGAGGGCUUCCAAGCCGCCAAGGAAAACCCUCGCCACUCCGGCAGCCAUGGAUCACGUAAUGGCUACCUGGGAGCGUCCAGCUUUAAUGCCCGUGUCCUCUUAGAGACUCAGGAGUUGCUAAGGCAGGAGCAGAGGCGCAGAGAGCAGGAGGCCAACAAGGGCAGGCCACUUCCUCCACUCGAAACCCCCAGCAGCAGCACCUACGACCACACUCAGGCCCCAAGCUCUGUGCCAGUGCAGGCCCCACCUCAAUCCAAGGGCCCCUACAGACAGGACGUACCCCCAUCCCCUUCUCAACUGGCCAAGCUUAGCAGGCAUCACAGCUCAGAGAAAGGGAGGCCGUUUUAUUCCUGAGAGAGCGACAAGGAACUGGAAAGAGGAUGUUUUGGGAGAUGAACAGGGAAUUAUACAAAGAAAGCAAUUAAUCUGUUUUUUAAAAAUGCUGAGAUACAAAGAUUUUUAUGGGAAUGUUGAUAUAAAAUGUUAAUAUUUAAAAAAAAAAAAGAUUUUUAAUGAUAUGAAUCAUGAUCCUUUUUAGCUUUAUGAAAAAGGAAAGGUUUGAGAUGUUUAUUGUUUAGCAUCUAUGUGUAUAAGUGCCUUCUAGUCUAUUGACGAUUCACAUUUUGUAGGCAGCAGCCCCAUUUUUUUUGUUCAUGAUCUGCAGCUCUGACCCAUCCAUCUGACACAUUCCACACAGUAGACAUCACAGCAGAAGGCAAUAUGUUUUCAGGCCACUGCUGCAUCGCUACAUCUGCCAGCAGUCUGACCUAAACAUCAUAAACCCAAGCACAAGACACGGCCCAGGUUGUUUUUUUUUUUGAGUUUUGCUAUUCAUGGGGACUUUGUCAAGCACUAUGUGUUAAUGUACGUGUGUGCAUCUGUGUGUGCAUAAGUGUAUGUGAGUGUGUGGAGGUUAAGCAGCUUGUGUGAACUGUGGAGUCACAGCUUGGGAUUUUUGGCAUGACGGCUCACCCCUAACCCCUCCCCCCCUUCACUUCAGAGAAACAUCCCUUUUCGGUUUCAGAUACUCAGAGUGUGUAUCCUCCUUCCAACCCUCUCUUGUAUUCAGUAUGAUAAUCCUAAAUUCUCUCUUCCCCUCUGCUGGCUGCUUUAUCUGCAUUUUUUUCUCUUCACAUUGUCACCCUCACCAUACGGCACUCUCCAUGAAGCAAAACAGCUUUAGAUCUCCUUUGUUCCUACCCUGCCCGCCCACCCAGGGAAUCCAGCAGUAUAAACGGGGUCAGGUCUGGGCUAUUAAUUAUUGUACCUCAUUAUAAAUGAAUAGACCCCUUUAUGCGUGUGUGUUUGUUGUCAUGCGUGGCGAGGAGGAAGAAACAGCGACCUUUCCGGUGAGGCUAUGGCCCCGACCUUGCCUAGAAUGAUUUGGCUAUAACUGAAACCCGCUGGAGCCUGAGCUGUUCCUUGCUGAAUAUUUCAUCGGGGUGGUUACACGGGAAACCAUAUCAGCUCUGCAGUGGGUGGCCUCAGUGUGGGACUGCCUAUCUAUCGCCCCGAUACAAUGGAGCUGAUUUUGUUUUCCUUUCAUGAUUAUGUCCAUUGAUAGAAAACCUCUCGGGAGCUUUUCAAUCAAUAAUUAGUGGUGCAUUUUUAAAAGUGUAUGUGUGUGUGUGUGUGAGUGUGUGUUCUUGUAGUUGCAUCCUUGUGAGAAGGAGAGCAUGAGUUUCAGAUGAGAGCGAGGACUUUUGUGCAAUGGAAGGCCUUUUUCUUGAAGGGCAAAUCUGAGGAGUAGUUUUUGAUUUCAAGGUUAAAAUAAGGUUUAGAUUCAUUUUAGGUCAAGUAUUAAUGGAACAUUAUGCUUACUUGCUUCCCUGCUGAGAGACAGUGUGUUUAUUUGUCUAGUAAUUGUAAGGCAACAGCCAGCAACCAGUUAGCUUAGCUUAGCUUAGCACAGAGACCAGAACAAAAUGUCGAACUGUUCCUUUAAGGUUCAAAGAAUUAACAGAUUUACAAAAUUAAAUGACUUUUUGUUUACUUUAUCCGAUUUUUACAAUUGUUCAUGGUUCAUCCAUAGUUAUUCAUAGUUGUUUAAAUUAAACAUAACAUAUAACAUACAUUUAAUUUUCCAGUGUUGUAAACAAGCAGAAGUCCGUACCAAACAUGGUGACGUUUUCUUCCUUCUCUGUUUCAUUUUUAAACCUUAGAGGGAAGUUAUUUCUGAGCCAAAUGAACUCCUGGGUUUAAGAUUAAAACUGGAAUUAAGAUCAUGGUUACUAUUAGACGUAGAGUGUAGGCUACUAGUAGGAUCUAGAGAAAUAUUGUAGUUGAGAUUCUAUGAGAGGUUCUUACAAUUAAAAGAAAAAAAAGAUGCUGGUAUCUGUGUUUGUGCUUCCUCACACAUACAAUACAAGGAGAUGUAAAAUACUUGUAUGUUUGUUCAUCCACCAAUGUUCCAGCGUGCAUGUGUGUAGGUGGACAUGUGUUUAAGUGUCUGUGAAUGCUGCCAGUUACUGGAUGCUCCAAUAUGUCUAUGAAUAUGUCUUGGCAGCCAUGCGUAUGAACCACUUGGCUGCUGAGUGGGAGAAGAGCAGAGGAGUAGGAGGGAGAGAAGAUGGGAGACCUGACCUUGCAGAUGAUUCAGUCAAUGGAGUAAUCACAAGUAUUCCUCUGGGUCUGCAGUACAAAUAGGAGGUUACGGAAAAGGCUGCUCUCACUUUUGCAGUCUCUUCUUCUUCUCUUCAUUUUCAUCCUUCUUCUGUCUGUCGAGUUUCAUGUUUGUUUGUUUGUUUUUUUCUGGGGCAGAGUUAGACUGGGUUUGGUUUGUUAGGGUGAAAGUGGCAGUUUGUGUGUGUGUGUGUGUGUGUGUGUGUGUGUGUGUGUGUACGGGUGCGUGUGUGGAGGAAGGUUACAGCAGCUAUUUUAACUGAUGUUUCCAUUUGUAUGUGUCUAAUCAUGAACUGGGGAAGGGUUCAAGUGCCUGCAAAAUCUAACAAGUCCCCCCCCCCCCCCUCAUAUGCAAAUUUGAUAAUAUCCCAUAAUUUCACGUUUAUUAUUUGUGUUGUGUAAUUAAUGUUUGUGGGCCGCCUCUGUAACACAUGGUUUCUUCCCAUAAAGCUAUUGUUUCAAGGGAUUGUUUUUUUUUUUUUUUAUCCUGGGAGAAAUGAGAAAUAUAUUGUUGUUGUUUCAUUGUGUUUUUAUGACCAUCCCUCAUUGUGUUUUAUUAUCCACAAUAUGGUACUACGGUGGUGACUAAUAUGUAAGCACAGUGCAAUUUUCCUUUUUACAACAGUGUAUCAUUAAGGACUGUUUCUGCCAUUCUCUGUACAUACAAUAUCAACUUUUUUCAAAGAAUAAAU